UCGCAAGGCAAGACUCAGCCGGUAAGAGAGAAAUCAAAAGAUCAUCCUUGGGACAGGGAGGAUCUGGUCCAAGUGCGCAGGAACGGUGCGCCAAGAGAAGGGGAAAGCCACGAUCGACGGCCACCUUCGUGGCCACGGCUGGAUUGCGCACACGCGUGCAAUUUCCCGGGAAUCGGGUCUUUCCGGGUCUCCGACACGGUUCUUCCUCGUUCGGCUCACUCGAGUGUCCGACGCGCGACACGGCAACAGGUGACGGGAACAGCUUCGAGAUCAUCGUAGAAUACCAUACACUGUCUCUGUGACCACAAACGUGUGUCACGAUCCACGUUGUGCUCGAAUCGAUCGUCGGGUGAACGAAGAGGUUGACUCGAUUUUUCAUUCGCUCGAUUUUUCUCAUCGUCCCGAUAUCUUCGGUUUCGGUUGGACAGGAAUCGAGGAGAGGAAGAGAAAAAGAGAGAGAGAGCGAAAGAGAAAAGAAACGGAAGGAUUCAACGGGAAAAAAUGAGCGUCGAGGACGCCAUCAACUAUAAGCCUAGCGAGGAGGAGGAUUACUAUGCUCUGCUGUCGUGCGACGAGUCCUCGACGGUGGAACAGAUCACGGCCGAGUACAAGCUGCUCGCUCUCCAAUAUCAUCCCGACAAGAACGAAGGAGACAAAGAAGCCGAACGAAAGUUCCAACAAUUGAAGCACGCGAAGGAGGUUCUCUGUGACCCCGAGCAGAGGAGCAAAUACGACAAAUGGAGGCACAGCGGGAUCGCCAUCAGUUACAAGCAGUGGCUCGGAUUGAAGGACAGCGUGCAUCAGUCGAUGCACUGGAGCACACCGAAGACGAAGGAUCGCAUGCUGCAGGACGGUUCCGGAGAGGGCGCCGGUUCACCGGGCCACAAGUCGACCAACGCCCACAGGAGGGCGUCUGAGGGUGGAGCGAACAUCUACUACGGGGCCCGCCGGGACCUGGGCUGGGACUCGGAGGCGCCCAGCGAGGUGGUGAACAAGUUUCGCAACUACGAGAUCUAGAAAGAUCGUCCAAGUGGCGAUCUCUCCCCGCCCCCCUCCUAGGCGGCCUCGCCGGAGGAGAGGGGAUCUCUGUGCCCACUGUUUUUUCUCCAAGCGUAGUAGAACGAAACGAAGAGGAUUUCGUGCGAUUUUUAUCGGCCGUUAAAAUUCCGAAAAUUCGGUUUGCCGCCAAAACCGUUUUCUUUCGAGUA
Molecule: messenger RNA, 1208 nt
Organism: Apis florea (little honeybee)
Lineage: Eukaryota; Metazoa; Arthropoda; Insecta; Hymenoptera; Apidae
Gene: jdp
Product: DnaJ domain-containing protein
Cellular component (GO): cytoplasm
Source: RefSeq, a predicted model, not a curated record